AUGGGGUCUCCUAUUGAAGGACUUCUGUUUCCUAAACCUCCUUUGAUCUCCCAUCUGGAGCAAAGACCCAAGCCUUGUAAUCAGCAUCCACAGGAUGAGGAGUGCCUGAGCUGCACCUGUCCAGUGUCAACUGACAAGCCAUGGCCUGAGAAGGAGAAGACAAGUUUAGAACAAGAGAUUUUUGAAAACCAAGAAGUCUGCUGCGUAAAACAUGACAAAAAUCUUCUUAACAUUAUUGCUGAAGAUCUUGCAGCUAGAGGGGUGUGUAUACAAGAUGACCAGCUAGAGAAUCGAGGGGAUGUGCCCAGAAGAGAGAAAUUGAGAAAAGAAAGAGAAGGCUCUGGGGAAUUAACCUUCAAGAAACAAAAGAACAAGAAGGUACUUAGGCACAACUUCAAUCCAAACUCUAAAUGUAUUCCAUAUGAUGACAUCCAUACAGCCCAAAAAUGUCAUGAAUGUACCCACUGUGUCAAAAACUUCAGCUGGCAUUCAGAGCUAAUCCUCCAUGAAAGAACACAUUCUGGUGAGAAACCUCACGUGUGUACAGAGUGUGGGAAAGCAUUCAAGACCAGAAAGCAGUGUCCUAUGCACCAGAUAAUCCACUCAGGGGAGAAACCCUUCGGCUGCACUCAGUGUGAGAAGGUUAACAGCAGGUCAGCUCUUUGUCGACAUAAGAAAACCCACAGUGGGGAGAAGCCCCAUGAGUGCCAGGAUUGUGGGAAAGCCUUCAAGACCAGGAACCAUCUCAGUAUCCAUCAGAUGAUCCACACUGGGAAGAAACCUUACACAUGCAAUGACUGCGGGAAGGCCUUCCAGUUCAAGCAUGCCUUUACCAUCCACAGCAGAAUCCACAUUGGAGAGAAGCCAUAUGAAUGUGAGAAGUGUGGGAAGGAUUUUAGUGGGAGUUCAGAUCUCACCAAACACUCAAGAAUCCACACCGGCGAGCAACCUUAUGAGUGUAACCAAUGUGGGAAAGCCUUCUGUCGGAGCUCAGACCUAAGCAAACACAAACGAAUCCACUCUCAGGAGAAACACUUUGGGUGCCCUCAGUGUGGAAAAGCCUUCCGUACGAAGGCAGAGCUCAGCCGACAUAGCAAGAUCCACAGCAAAGAGAAACCUUACAAGUGUGAGCAGUGUGGGAAAGCCUUUCGCCAUAACAGUAAGCGCAGGGCUCAUGAGCGGAAACACACAGGGGAAAAGCGCUAUCCAUGUGGGGAUUGUGGGAAAACAUUCCAGGACCCCCACUGCCUUGCCAUCCAUCAAAGGAUCCACACUGGAGAGAAACCUUAUAAGUGCUUGGAGUGUAGCAAAGCUUUCAGCUGGAAGUCAAACUUGACCAAUCAUCGCAGAAUCCACACUGGGGAAAAACCUUACAAAUGUGAGGUGUGUGGAAAGGCCUUUCAUCAUAGUUCAGUGCUGAGGCAGCACCAAAGAAUCCACACAGGCGAGAAGCCAUACACCUGCGAUGCGUGUGGCACUGCGUUCCGCCAGUGUUCAGCGCUCAUUGGACAUAAGCGAGUUCAUACCGGAGAGAAACCUUACAAGUGUAAGGAGUGUGGAAAAGCUUUCAGAGUGAGCUCAAGUCUUAGUGUACAUAAGAAAAGAAAACAUGGAGUUCAGAGAACACAUGAGCUUGAUCAGAGUGGAAAAUCUCUCCAGUGA
This is a messenger RNA of Dipodomys spectabilis (banner-tailed kangaroo rat), 1662 nucleotides long. It is a transcript of the gene Znf311, whose product is annotated as zinc finger protein 311. Gene Ontology annotation, biological process: negative regulation of transcription by RNA polymerase II; regulation of cytokine production; regulation of immune system process. NCBI's taxonomy places the organism in Eukaryota, Metazoa, Chordata, Mammalia, Rodentia, Heteromyidae. The record is from RefSeq and is a predicted model, not a curated record.